AUGACAAGCAGCGACCUUCCCGGCCAUGUUGUCGACCAGAAUAGCAGCCACAGCAGAAGCGACGACCAUGGCAGCAGCAGCCGGCAGAUCCUGUUGGUGGAUGCGCAACAACCACAGUAUAUUCCUGAUGACCAUCAUCCUCCAAUACAACAACAAUCGCUGGAUCAAGUAGUACCAGUAGUAAUUCCACCACCCUUUCAAGAACGACCGAGAAGACAUUCGACAUGUCCAGGCGAUGAUCCACUGUUGGGUCGUCUGCGACCGCCUCGACGACCAACCGUCAUUCCGACUCCCACAGACUCGAGUACCCGGACGGAAAGCAGCAGCUGCUUGACUACAAAUACUAACAACAACAACAACAACAACAACAACAAUAGCAGCCACCAUCGUCGUCUGAGCAAAGUGAGUCUAAACAGUACAAACGCCUCAACAACACAACAACAACAACAACAACGCACCGCAGCCAAAAAACGACGGAGUUCUUUGGAAUUGCGCAAAUUGCCAGUCCCAUCGGUCCUCUUUUCGAACAAUCAUCAUAAUAAUCCAUCCGAGUGCACCGAAUUGCACGAAGACGAUUCCGUGGUCGUCGUCUCGGCCCAUGUACACCCCAUUCAUCAUCAUCGAAACAACAACAAUCACAACAACAAGGACCGUCCGUCCCACGCCACAACGACCCGUAGCAGUGGUGUCUCGGCGGAGCAGCACACUACUCCGGGAGACGACGCGUCACAAAGGUGGUGUUGCAACUUUUCCGCCUUUUUACGACGAACCUGUCUCAAUUCCAAUUUCAACUUGCGAACGCAAAUGAUGCUCUCCUUUGGAGUGGUCAGUGCCUGUUCCAUUCUACUGGUCGUACUCGUCUGCAUUGUCGUCUCGGUCAUGUGUGGAGCACAAGUACAACAAAUCACACAACAGUCCUUUUCGGAUUUGAUACGAUCCAAAGAGGGAACCACAGCGCGGUAUCUCGCCGAAGGCUUGACGUUGCGACUCUUGCCGUUGGAUCUCGUGCAGGUCCUCUACGAGGCCACCAGAGAUCGAUUUGCCGGGUAUCCCACGUACGAGGAUGACUCAAAGGUGCCCUUUUUCGAUAUGAUAUCCCAGACGGGUCGAUAUCCCAUUCGAGGACCCCCUUUGCCAUUGGAUUGGCAUAUUACUACAACCGGUGGUAAUGUCAAUGCCACCACGGCGCAGGAACACGUCCAGUCACGAUACCAGUGGUAUCAACAAGAUGCACCACUUAGUACGGAAAAUGCCGUCUUUUUCAUGCAGGGAGCCUGCCAUCCCAAUGCCACACUCGGCGAUUCCACCUAUUGGCAAGACUGUUCCGAUGCCAACAAUGACGUGUCGACGGGAGGCAAACUGACGCCGACCACCACUGCACAACAAAUAUACACCAAAUCGGCCGAUCUGGCACCGUUACUCAAAUCACUGUACGAAUUCUAUUUGGAUGUCAAGGAGAUUGGUAUUUACUUUUUCAAUUCGGGCGCAGGGGCGGUCAUGGUCUUUCCCCAUUACGCCCUCAACACAUCCACGUCCUAUCAAUCCAUUGGAUGCGAUUGGUUACUGGCACCACAUCCUUACGACAGGUCACGGCGCAUUGGAUCGCUGCAAGAUCAUGUCCGAUGCGAAUCGAGCGGCGUCCAUGUCGAUGGCACUGUGGUAUCGACACGACUCUAUUCGCCCAUGGAUCGCGCGUGGUGUCGCAAUCAAGCCAUGCGUCCGGACGAUAUCAUCUCCUACGGCCCCUACCAAUCGGCAUGGCACGAACGAGAUUGGCUCAUGUCGAUUGGACGGCCCGUAUACGAUCGUGUCACGAAAGAAUUCAUUGGAUGCAUUAGUAUUGAUUAUGGAUUGGAUGCCGUCGAACAGGCCGUCAAUGAAGGCAAGGUGACGGGAAAUAGUCAAGUGACGUUGGUCCGAUUUGAUGAGGACGGGACCGUGGUGGCAUCGUCGGCAUGGAACAGUACGGCAUCGUCUCAUACCGUCCAUGUCGACGAAUUGAACGUGGGCGUGUCAAAAGAGUCCUUUGCACGGCUCAAGGAAUUGGUGGAUUAUGACGGCAGCAGCAGUAGCCAGUGGAAUUCGUACGACGUGCGGCAAGAAUACGAAAAUUUUCAUGUCGAAGCCGAUGGGUAUCUGGUGUCCGCUUAUCCCAUUCCCCAUCCACCCGAAGAGUACGAUCCAUCCUAUCGUCCAGAGUUUUUUGCCAUUAGUUCUCUCUCCAAAAGUGACAUUGCCUGGGAAGUGGAAGAUGUCAGUGAAUCCGUCUCGGAAACGGUCUCGGGGCUAGUGUCGUUGAGCUUGAUUGUCGGGCUGGCAGGACUGGCUGCCGUGGUGCUCUUUAUCUUUGUAGUCUCCCACGCCAUUACGUUGCCACUCAAGUACAUGAACGAUGUCUCGUCCGACAUUGUCAAUACGUUUGGGGGUCACAAAGAAGAUGGGAUUGAAAUGUCACACACUACAUUGGAUUCCAAGUGCACACCCAAGACGGAGCUCAAUGAUGUUGUGAAGCAGUUUCAAAAAAUUGUGGCACGGUUUAGUGGGUCUGCCAUGGCACGGACAAUGCAAGUGCAUGUCAACGAAAUUGACAACCAAUUAUCGUUGGAAGGCAACUAUGCUGAUUUGUACCUGGGACGUGACAGCGCAGACUUUCGAUACACGUUCAAGAGCAGGAACAGAUCGCUGUCCAAGACGAUGGAAGAGGAGAAGUUGUCCAAAAAGACGGCAGAGGACAAGUUCUCCAAAAAGAUGGAGGAAUACAAGGAGAAGGACCAGCCAGAUGAUGAUUCUCCCGAGAAGGUGUUGCAACGGAUCCACUUUGGAUCUGUCAUCAACGACGGAAACAAGUCCGAGGCAACAACCUUUCGAACCGCCGAUGGAAAAUGGGGAAAUGGGAAUAGUCUGACAUCACCCCUGUUCUUUUGGAUUGUGGCGUUGAUCGUCCUGCCACUCCUAAUUACAACAGUGUCGCUGUCAACCUUUGUGACUUACAGCAUCUCCCAAGGGCUGUUUGGCAUUAUUCAGGAAACGCAAUAUGCACACAUUGAAAUUAAUGAUUAUGCGCUGUUGGUUCAAGCCGAAUCGAGGGCA
Seminavis robusta is the source of this 3090-nucleotide messenger RNA. Lineage: Eukaryota; Bacillariophyta; Bacillariophyceae; Naviculales; Naviculaceae. The record is from the annotation of a GenBank genome assembly.